UACGACAUUGCUCCUUCAGAACAGAAUAUAAGACCAGGCCAUCCCUCACUAGGAAGUUACUCUGAGAUCUCUAAAGACUUCUCUAAACCCUGUAAAAAGGAAGUUUAGACUUGAAUUGAGUGACUUCUGUAACCAUGAAGUUGCUUCUGGCUGCAAUUGUUCUGAUUCUAAUCGUGGAAACCAAUGCCCAGUGGUAUAGUUUCCCUGUUGAAGCUGCUCAAGGAGCUCGUGAUAUGUGGCGAGCCUACAAUGACAUGAGGGAGGCCAACUGGAAAAACUCAGACAAAUACUUUCAUGCCAGAGGAAACUAUGAUGCUGCACAGAGAGGGGCAGGAGGCAAAUGGGCUGCUGAGGUUAUCAGUAAUGCCAGAGAGUGGGUGCAGGAAAAGCUGGGUCAUGGUGCUGAGGACUCUGAAGCUGAUCAGGUGGCAAACCGUUGGGGGCGAGAGGGAGGAGAUCCCAACCAUUUCAGGCCAGAUGGUCUCCCUGACAGAUACUGAGGACAAAGCCCACUGACUUAUAAUAAAACUACAUAAACAA
This is a messenger RNA of Archocentrus centrarchus (flier cichlid), 540 nucleotides long. It is a transcript of the gene saa, whose product is annotated as serum amyloid A. Gene Ontology annotation, cellular component: extracellular region. The coding region runs from base 135 to 500 and encodes 121 amino acids. The record is from RefSeq and is a predicted model, not a curated record. The transcript is spliced from 3 exons. NCBI's taxonomy places the organism in Eukaryota, Metazoa, Chordata, Actinopteri, Cichliformes, Cichlidae.